Messenger RNA from Anopheles funestus (African malaria mosquito), 671 nucleotides. RefSeq lists its product as uncharacterized. NCBI's taxonomy places the organism in Eukaryota, Metazoa, Arthropoda, Insecta, Diptera, Culicidae. The record is from RefSeq and is a predicted model, not a curated record. Bases 74 to 577 code for a protein of 167 amino acids. The transcript has 4 exons.
GAAAUGACCAUGAAGAAAUUCACUUUCAUUCUUACUUCCCGAGCGAAAGGUUGUCUAAUCGCAAGGUUGCAGUAUGGUUUGUGCUCCGACGUGUGUUCGUAAACGAACGCUAGACUUUAGCUGCAAAUAUCGGAACCUGGAUAAAUUUUCAACGGAUGUGGAACACUUUUUGGAAGAGUACGAUCGCGUUGUGCAACAUUCGGUAGCGUACCACAGAAGCUUUCGGCGCCAUCUGAACCACCUGUACGACGAUGUAAUGAAGUUAUUAGAGAAAUUCCAACACAUUCGAUCUGGUGGUACGAAAGGACAACUGUUCAUGGAGAAGUUUUGCUGUGGAGUUUUGUUUGAUGACUGUGAGGAGCUUAAAAGACACUACUUUGAAUUUCACAACUUUGCACGACUUGUUCAUCCAAGCAUAGUGGAGCUUCGUUCGGGACACGGUAAGCUUCAAUACUUUCAUCGUCGAGUGCAGGAGUAUCUGUACUUUGCCACAGAAUCUACUGCUGUUUUAGUGAUGAAUUUGAAAAAAAUUGCAACCAACUUGUACACGACAUUGGAACGUGGUCCCAAGUGGUAGAUGGGAUGAUUCUCGCAGUACAGCAGGAGACGGGCGAUAACCUUAUUUUUAGUCGAAGAAUAAAUAAACCGUGACGAUUCAGUUUUGCGCAGCA